Messenger RNA from Varanus komodoensis (Komodo dragon), 7978 nucleotides. RefSeq names its product solute carrier family 26 member 7 (gene SLC26A7). The transcript is spliced from 19 exons. Gene Ontology annotation, biological process: transmembrane transport. The record is from RefSeq and is a predicted model, not a curated record. Bases 155 to 2131 code for a protein of 658 amino acids. Gene Ontology annotation, molecular function: sulfate transmembrane transporter activity; chloride transmembrane transporter activity; bicarbonate transmembrane transporter activity. Lineage: Eukaryota; Metazoa; Chordata; Lepidosauria; Squamata; Varanidae. Gene Ontology annotation, cellular component: membrane.
AUGGGUGCAUCUUUACACUUAAUGCUAGAUGUCCUUGGAUAUGUCUUAAAGCAAACUAAUUCUGCUCAAUAGUUUUGCAACACAUAAAGGAUAUGGAAAAGUACUAUAUAUUGAAAAUCUAAGAAGGAACUGUAUAAAGGGAAGAGGCUAAAACAUGACAGGGACAAAGAGAAAAAAGGAAAAUGCCAUAUGGAGGAAGAUCCAUGCCCUUCGCUAUGAAGACUUCAAACUGUGGUGUGUAAGGAGGCUUCCUAUUUUGGACUGGGCACCAAACUACAACUGGAGAUCAGACCUGAUGCCUGAUACAGUUUCUGGGAUGAUGCUGGCAAUUCAACAGGUGACACAAGGACUUGCUUUUGCUGUUCUGUCUUCAGUGCAUCCUGUGUUUGGUUUAUAUGGAUCUCUCUUUCCUGCUAUUAUUUAUGCCAUAUUUGGGAUGGGCCGCCAUGUUGCCACAGGAACAUUUGCUUUGACUUCCUUGAUUUCUGCAAAUGCUGUUGAGCGCCUUGUUCCUCCUGCGAGCAGCAAUUUCACAGCAGACAAUAGUUCUUUUAUCUUGGGCUUAUCCGAAUUUGAGAUGCAGAGGAUUGGAGUUGCGGCAGCAGUUUCAUUAUUAGGAGGGCUCAUUCAAGUAGCAAUGUUUGUGCUGCACUUGGGCAGUGCCACCUUCUUGCUGACGGAGCCAGUGAUAAGUGCAAUGACAACAGGAGCAGCUACCCAUGUUGUGACCUCACAAGUGAAGUACCUCUUGGGAAUGAAAAUGCCAUAUAUCUCAGGACCCCUGGGAUUCUUUUAUAUUUAUGCCUAUAUCUUUGAAAACAUCAAAUCCAUUCAGUUGGAAGCACUACUCCUCUCUGUACUCAGCAUUGUGAUUCUCGUAGUGGUUAAAGAACUAAAUGAAAAAUUUAAAAAGAAGAUUAAAGUAGUUAUUCCCAUCGAUUUGGUUUUGAUCAUUGCUACCUCUGCUGCCUGUUAUUCUGCUGACAUGGAGCACAGCUAUGGCCUGGAAGUCGUGGGACAUAUUCCAAAAGGUAUACCUCCACCAAGGCCUCCCCCUAUGAAUAUCCUCCCUGAAGUCAUUACAGAAGCAUUUGGAGUGGCAUUAGUUGGUUAUGUAGCAUCACUAGCCCUCGCACAGGCCUCUGCUAAAAGGUUCAACUAUUCUGUGGAUGAUAACCAGGAGUUCUUGGCUCAUGGCCUCAGCAAUGUGAUCCCUUCAUUUUUCUUUUGCAUACCGAGUGCAGCAGCCAUGGGUCGUACUGCACUUCUGUACAGCACUGGAGCAAAAACUCAGGUGGCUUCUCUAAUAUCUUGCAUAUUGGUACUUGUGGUCAUCUAUGCAGUGGGACCAAUCUUAUACUGGCUGCCCAUGUGCGUUCUAGCAAGUAUCAUUGUGGUGGGUCUGAAGGGCAUGUUGGUGCAGUUCCGUGACUUAAAAAGGUAUUGGACUCUGGAUAAAGUAGAUUGGAGUAUAUGGGUCAGCACCUAUGUGUUUACAAUUUGCUUUGCUGCUAAUGUGGGACUGCUGUAUGGUGUUGUCUGCACAAUUGUUAUUGUGGUUUUCCGCUUUCCAAGAGCAAUGACACUGAGCCUGAAACAUAUGAAAGAAGUGGAAUGCAGAUUCAAAACAGAAGCAGAUUCUGAAUCUUUACAACAGGUGAAAAUAGUGUCAGUGAAUAACCCACUAGUCUUUCUGAAUGCAAAGAAGUUUCACAUGGAUAUAUUAAAAAUAAUACAGAAGGAGAACAUGUGUGCACAGCAGCAACCAGAAGAUGUGAACAAGUGUGAACAGAACACAUUACUCAAUUCAUUAUCCAAUGGAAACUGUCAUGGAGAUUUGUCAUUACAACAGCGGCCCAGUGAAAGGCAUACCCUCAUAUUCGACUGCAGUGGUUUGACCUUCUAUGACUACACUGGCAUCUCUGUGCUUACUCAGAUCUAUGCAGAGUCUGAAAGAAGGAAUAUUGAUAUUCUGCUGGCAAAUUGCAAAGCUUCUUUGAUGAAGUCAUUGAAGCUCAGUGGAAAGCUAGAAUCUGAGAACACUGUCUUCUUUGAGUCGGUUUCUUCAGCUGUGAGUGCUCUUCAGUUUAACAGGAAUUUCUGCAAACUUAAUGAGCACACGGAGGUCUGAUGCCAGCUGAGAAUAUAUAUAUAUAGAUAUAUAUAGAUAUAUAUAUGGAGCAUCCAACCUACAGAAGGAACCAUACCAAAGUAUUUCUUCAGAUCUUUAACGUGGGAUUUAGUUGGUGAUACUUUUUAUGCCAAGUAUAUUUAAAAAUAAAAAACACCAGCAACAGUGUUUACUGUCUGUUGUUCCUGAAAACCUUUCUCUUCCCCCAUCCCUCCCUCCAUUCCUUCCUCGCAGAAUUACCACAAAUGACAGUUUUUUUUCUUAAUAACCUGCAUUGUUUUUUGAUUGUUACAUAUUUUUGUAUGCAUUUAGUUUUAAAAUGAAAAAGAAUAGAAAGCCAUUUAGGAAAUUACAGUAUUGUAUAUUGUUUUAGCUCUGUCUUACUUUAACUUAAUUGUAUCAUUUUGUUCACAAGAGAAAUACAGCAUUAUUGAAUUUUGUAGUGCAAUUGAUGUUAUCUGGUCUAAGCUCUGUAAUUUGUUACAAGCAACUAGGAACUGUGAUAUAAGAUUUCCCUCCUGCUCCUGCCCCAAAAUCGGGACAUAAACAAGAGCAAUAAUUUCAUGUCCCUUACCUGCUCUGUGUACUGCACUGUCUUACAAAUCUCAUGAGUUUAAAGAGUUGUUUCCAGUAAUAACCAAUGCCAAAUCUUGCUGCCUUCACUGUGGAAAAAGGGUUAAUUUUUUCUUGCUAACAUUCCUAGGUCUGACUGGCACUGAAGUGAAUGAAAACGGAGAUAGUUCCACUGAAUUAAGCAGAAUGGUGCUAAUUUAUAAUGGUUGGAAGGUCUUGUAACUGAAGCUUAUUUUGUAACAUUUUUGAAAGGGAAGGGGUCUGUAUUUGCAUGUUAAUGCAUUUGCUCAGGUUUUAUUGGGCAGCUGCAGAACUAAGUGUUCAGACACAUUUUGCAUACAUGGAGAGGUUUGCAUGUAAUGUGAAACCAAUAAUACAACAUUGUGUGAAUGCACUUUGGGCUUAGAAUGCACUUUAGGCAUGUCCUCCACACUUUCCUGCUCCACCACAGUUCUGAGGAGCACAUCAGAAGCAAACUGUGGUGAAUUAAAACUGUUUUUCUAACAAAGAACAAGAUAAAACUAGUUUCCAGGCAUGGCUUGUUCAGUUAAACCAUAGUUGAAAUUAGCCAUAGUUUCUGGCUCAAACAAAACAACAAAGCAUGAUUUCUUUAAAACAGGUUAAACACUUCCAUUCUCCUUCUCAUGGCUAUGUACCUAUCUUUUUUUCUAAAGGUAAUGGGUUGAAACUAAACUGCAUAUUGUUUUUGCCUCCCACAAAAUAAUUUUGGAUAUGUAUGCUUUGUCCUGUUUUGAUUUUCCCUGAUUGACUGCAAUGCCCUACCUGACUAAUGAAAGAAAGAAGAAGCAACAAGAACAACAGUGAUGCCAAAGAGACUGCAGGUGCCUUGCAAUGUGUUAUUAUGAGGAUAUUUUUAAACCUAUCCCAAAUCAUGAAUUUCAGUCUAAAAAUCUGUGGUGACAAAUAUGAGGCACAGCAAAGAUGCAUACAAAAUGUAUAAUCUCUAGCUUGGAAUUAGUCUAGUUCCAAGUCUGACUUGGGCAGCAAAAUGAAUGUUCAUGAUGUUGUAUCUGGUGAUAGUUUUGAGGUGGCAGAAGCACUUCUGCUUCCACAACACAAGGCACCUUAUUUUUGCCACUCCUCCCAUUUGCUACAGCCCUUUAUGCCACAUUGCAUGUCAUUUCGGAUAGUCCCCGACACCUGGGGACAGAUUUUUGGAGUGGGCAAAGGGCCCUGCCAUUGAUAACAGGCAUUAGCAAAAACUGGAUGUUCUGUCUUGCACAAGUAGAAGUGCUUUCUGUAGCACAAUGUCACCAAGUAGGUACAGCUCAGUGUUGCUAGUGAACUUUAAGCACUGCAGUGUUAAGCACCCUUCCUGAACCCAAGACCAACUAAAAGCAGUGGAACUUUCUGCUGAGUAACCUGCAUACAUCUGGGUUAAAAGGAAGGCAAAUUGGGUGCUGCUGGUAAGAAGAGAGACUGGCACCUUAACAUUCUGCAAAUGUGCAUGGUUUUCACAUCUGUUUUCACCAGUGCAGUAUUGCAGCCUCUGCAGCAGGAAAUUUAGCAAUGGUGUGUACCCACAGAUUUGGGUCUGUGACAAGCCUUUUAGCACUGAUGUACCAGCAGUACAAAUUUUAGGAUCUGGUUUUUAGCUACUGAUUUAUUUGAGUGGUUUUUUGAUGAUAAUUUUCUUUCCCUGCCAUCACCAAGGGGAAAAAAACAUGACAAUUUUUGACUAGUAAUGUUUUGUACAUCUUCAGUUUGACGAAAGCAUUACCAAAGCAGAGGAAUUUCAAAGAUUUCAUUUUUUCAACAUUACACUAAACCAACACAGAAAAAAACCCCAUUGCUAUUUAAAAUGUUUCUUACCAGCAUGGUAGAAUUUAUCCAGCUAAUUGUGCACAAAAAGGAUAUUAAGAAAUGUAUUGCAGCCUUAGAAUAACAACUAUCUGAUCACAUAGUUACUUCCAUUACUAAUAAAGAGAGUGUUUCUUUGUUUGAAACAUUGAAUUGGAGCACCAAGAGAUUCAUGGAGAGUAAAUUGCAUUGCAUCGAUAGAAGAUAUAUCAAAAGAACAAUGUAUGAAAUUUUGGGUAGACAAUUCAACUUUUUGCAUGUUGGCAUUGCUAGUUUGGGACACUUAUCCAUAGAAGUGAUUAUCUAGUUUCUGUCAAACUGAUCCAAACCACUGCAGCCCGUCUCAUUAUCCACAAUUGUACAUCAUGUUCCCAAUCUGAAAGGACAGAGUAGUACAUAUCUGAAUAAAUCUUGCACAUCACGUUUCAUAAUUUGCUUCACUGAGCAUCAUCUGCAUUCAAAAGUAGUAUGAAUGAAUGCAGAGCUGAACCAUUCCUACACAGGGGUUGAGCCAUUAUUAGCAGCAUAAAUUAGCAGUACAAAAGGAGUAUAAAUUAACACAAAUCUGAACCAAUGCAACUUGUUUGCUAAUGAUUUCUGGUUGGUAGGGAGAAAAAAAAGUGCAGGAUCUCAGCUGUCAGAAUCUUUCUCAUUUGUAUGAAGGAAGGUGUGGAAUAGGAGUGAAUGGGCUCCAGACAAGGAACUCUGGUUUAUCAUUAUGUGUGAAUGCGGCCACUGCACAUGGCUUAGCGUACAUCAUCACUGUCCUGAGGAGCACCAGCAUGGCAUAAUGGCUAAAGUGUUAGACUGGGACCCUGGAGAUCCCGGUUCUAUUUUACACUUGUCAUGAAGCUUUCUGAGUAACUUUGGUCCAGUCACCAAUUCACAGUCAAAGCUACCUUACAGGGUUGUUGUGAAGAUAAAAUGUACAAUAGAUGUGCAGUGGACAUUUGUCUGCAGCAGCUAAUGUGCACUUUGUUUCUGGGCUGGAUAUAUAUGGCAUCUCUAUCAAACAGCUGCAGUCAUCGUUCAUGCAAAAUUUGCAGCUCCAGAAGAAUCAUAUUAGCAAUUUCCUUACAUAGUUAAAAAUUAAGUGCAAACUUUGCUGUUAUUCUCCAUCGAAAAAGGAAUGAAAUGUGUCCAUAGCAAGCUUUCUUCUCAUUUGCUGCUUUUGAAAACAGCAGCAAUCCCUAAAAACCAUGAAUGGAUGGCAAGCCCAAGUUAAAGCUGUAUGGUUCAGAAAGUUUUGUACAUACAAUGCCAUGUUAGUUUGAUCACUCUGCAAUGUGCAGCCCUGCCAUUUUCUGCUGCUAGUGCUUCCUGUGGUUGUGAUUUGUUUAUAGGCAAAGAAUGCAGGAGAUUUGUGCUCUGCCCAGAGAACUCCAAGCAAUCACACUUAAAUGUCUCCCGUUAUGUUGGAUUAUGUUGGUUGUUUACAACAAUGUCUGCAGAACAUUGGGUUCAUUUUCUAAAUUGGCUGAACUUGAAAACAAUAGGUUUGAGGGGGGUCGGUUGAAUUAUAGAUGACUAUAAGUUGGAAAAAGAAAAAGGAGAGCUGCUGGAUCUCAAUCUCUCACAGCCUUGUGCUUAAACACUUGAAGAGGGGAGGGCGUAUUAAUUGGAGUGGAAGUGAGGGGAGGGGGCCUGUGAAGGCAGGAAGGCCAGAAUCAAGCUCCCGUCUCUGGAACCACCCCGCAGCCGUGGAGUGUAGGAUAGUGGAGGCAGGGCCAGUGGUAACCCAGGACUGAUUAGCCAGGAUGCUGAGGUCACCUGCCCCCCACCCCAUGCACAAGCUGCCCUGUUCCCUUUAAGCUCAGCUGCAAUCCUCAAAGUAGCUGGGAGUAUGCUUGAAAAAUAUGCAGGGCUUUCUGCAAAAGAGGACAUAUGGCUCCCCUGUGCUUUGGCCCCUAUCCAAUUACUGGCUUGUCAUGGCUGCUUUGAAAAUCAAGGACAUGGGCUAUUUAAACUGUGGAUCUCUCAAGUUUCAUUUUAGUUUGGCCUUAAGCUAACAGGCAUCACCACUUCUGCUGGAAAUGUGCUUUAUUCAUCACUGUUCCUGCUCUAUAGUCUUUUAAAAGAUGUAUGAGCACUGAUGGAUGGAUCUUACAGAGAGGGCUCAUCCACACAGCAUCUGGCCAGGAAGCAGCUGCAGCUCUCAUCUGAAAGUGCAAGUAUUUAUUUUUGUGGUGGCAGUUGGUACUUAUUCCUGUGUACCAGGCUGUUGUGCUACAACAGGGCCCAAGCUAUUGGUAGGAGCCUGCAAUUGAUCUCACUGGCCUGAUUUCUCAGAAGAAAAUGGCUCACUCAUGUUGUCUUUGGCCUCUGUAGAGGAGCCCAUAAAUCAGGCAUGCAGACAUCACAAGUUGCAUCGUUGUCCUUCAUGAGCUAUAUGAAAUGGGACAGUCUUGGGUCCAUGGUUUUGAGGCUUUUGGAUAGGUGUCCUCAAUGGGCUUUCUCCUUUAGAGAGUCUACCUGCUCAGCACUGUUGUCUCCAGCUGUAGCUCUUCUCUCUUGCCAUUUGUUCGCUAGACUAGCAGAGAGUCAGUGAGCAAGCAGGCAGUGGCAUCCAGCCUUCCUCCUCCUCUCCACCACUGCUGCCUGGGCCAGAGCAAGAAGCAGGUGAACAAGACGGCUACAGCAGUGAAGAAGAGGAGAAGCUCCAAGGAGCUCUUCUUGGAAGACCCUUGGCAGGUGGCUGGUUGUACAUAAUUUUGAUUCUAACCCUGGAGUGAGAUCGGCAUGGACAACUCGUGCCUAAUGAGCCAGAACAAGGACCAUCAAUUCCAACAUAGCUAAAAGGCUACAAAUUAAGUAUGGAGGAAUAAUCAGCAACAACUCAAUCCAGUGUUUGAAAACUUAGCGAAAAUCAUAAGCAGACAUAUGUAUUAUGGGAAACCUGUUAAGAUAAUUGUUAUGUAAAAUAUAUGUCCCUAAUGUUCAUCCUGUGCCUUUCCUUUUGAAGGUUAUUUCCCCCUAAAUCCUUGUCUUAAAUGUUGCCAGGUCUGGCUUGAGUUGCCUUGUUAUAAUUUAUUGGAGACUGAGAUGAUGCUGGAUGGUAUAAAUCUACCAUGUAAGAAGCCUUCUUUGAUUCAUGAAAAUCUUAAUGGGCUCAAAAGCAUUUGUGGAUAUUGUGUGACAUUUACCAGCUAGCAAAAUACAUUAAUUAGUUGUUUUGAAAACCUCACAUUCUCCAAGAUGGAAAUAUCCCUCUAUCUACCUUCCCACAUCCUGAAUGUAUUUCUCAUAAAUAAAUGCAGUUUCAGGCUUGAUGCUAGAUGGUGCUUUCAUUCCAUGGAUAGAUUUUAGCAAGGAUCAGGCAAUCUGCUCAUUUAUGCAUGUUUAACAAUGCAUUUCAUUUGUUCUGUCUUUGUUUUCCAUUUGUAAUUAGCAUAUGUAACAAUAAAUUUAUAUGGAAAUAAAUUGUAACAUGGGAUAACUUCCAUGUUGAAGGAA